GGUCACCCGCACAACUGGGAAAACUUUUCUCCACUGUAGUAAAGUUGACCAAGGUACAGGCCACCGCUUACAAGCAGGGUGGGCAUUAGGGAUCGGAGACCCGCGCAGCUUUUAUGUGUUUACUUAGCCGCUUUGUGCGCGGAGAUCUGUGAUCUUGCGUUAAAAAUCCACCUUUUGAAGCUGGAAUUCACAACACGUUACCGCGAGGAUGAGGAGAUUCCUCUGAGCACGGCUUAUAUCGUGGAUUUUGGUGGACAAUGUCAAGUACAACGCCUGAAUGUCAAAACCUGACCCAAAAAUCUCUUUCAAAGGAUGAUGGCUUUGUAGCACCCCAGGUUCUGGUAACUACCCCAAAGAAAUUAUUUGGCACGUGUGCGGUGUCAGCGGAGAACCAGCAGACCAUGGGUCCCCUUACUACACCUAAAAAAGGAAGAGAAGUAGGUUCUAUUGAUCCCUGGACGCCGACCUCCAACCUUAAAAUGCUCAUCAGUGCUGCUAGUCCUGAUAUAAGGAACCGAGAGAAGGAACUGUGCAUGGACAACGACGGGCGGGAAGGUCUUGACUGUACACCGGACACUGAAAAUGGAGAAGAGUCAGAGAAAAUGAUCAGCAGAAAAGAAAAGAGUCUGGGUUUGCUUUGUCACAAGUUCCUCGCCCGCUACCCAGAUUACCCAAACCCUGCCCUCAACAAUGACAUCUGCCUGGACGAUGUGGCCACUGAGCUCAACGUGGAGCGCCGGCGCAUCUACGACAUCAUGAACGUGCUGGAGAGCCUGCACAUGGUGAGCCGCUCUGCAAAGAACCGCUACACGUGGCACGGCCGGUCCAAACUGGCCCAGACUCUGGCCAUUUUGAAGCAUGUGGGCGAGGUGCACCGGUACGGUCAGCAGAUGCAGCAGAUCCGGCAGCGUCUCCUGGACAAGGAGUUCGACUUUGAUGGCGAGGAGAAGGAGAACAAGGAGGCCGUGGACUUGGAGAGCGGGGAGCAGGGACAGAAGGAGCUCUUCUUUGUGGAGCUUCCAGGCGUAGAGUUCAAAGCAGCCUCUGUUAACAGUCGGAAGGACAAAUCUCUGCGGGUGAUGAGCCAGAAGUUCGUCAUGCUCUUUCUGGUGUCAAAUCCUCGCGUGGUCAGUCUGGACGUGGCAGCGAAGAUCCUGAUCGGAGAGGACCAGGGUGCUGACCAAGACAAGAACAAGUUCAAGACCAAAGUGCGCCGGCUCUAUGAUAUAGCUAAUGUGCUGCGGAGCCUGAAGCUCAUCGAGAAGGUCCACGUGACGGAGGAGAGGGGGAGGAAGCCGGCCUUCGAAUGGGUCGGGCUCGUAGAAUUCCCUCAAGUCAAAGACUUGGAGCUCCCCACAUCCGAGUCCCCGUCAAAGAAGAAAAAUGUGCUGGAGACACGCACGUCUGUAGACAACUGUGCCAAAAACCUCUUUUCAUCACCCGGGACGAAACGCAGUUUCACCCGACAUCCCUCCCUCAUAAAGCUGGCAAAGAGCAUUCAGGACGACCGACGCAAGAUCAACUCAGCCCCCAGCAGCCCUGUCAAGAGUGCGCUCGGCGAUUCGUCAAACACAGACUUCCCAAACAAAAUGGCUCAGCUUGCUGCCAUCUGUAAGAUCGAACUUGACCAGGAGUCUGUGACUGGAGCUGAAAAUCCAAAGCCUGCUGCUGCUGCUGCUGAGUUGGACGCAGCUGCUGUGAAGCCACAGCCAAACUCCUCUAAUUCAAUGGAACCACCUCAGGCACCGUUACUGACUCCGACCCAGGAGCCCGGAGUCAGCACAACUGUCCACCUCACCCCCUGCACCCCGCUGGCAGCCCAGCCCGCAGGCUCCGUCGCUUACAUCCCAGCACAGUGUUCGCCCCUGAUCCCUGUGCUGCUACCUCAGCAGCGGGGGAGCGGGCCCUACGCCGUGUAUUUGCACCCUUCUUCCCUCAGGCCAAACCCUCUGGCCAGGCCGCAACCGACCAGCCUCGCCGUGCGCUCCAUGACCUUUGAGGAUAAGACUGGGCAGAGUCCGACGGACCAGUCUGCUGCUAAGAGCCAGCCGGCCCCCAGGGCGUCAGACGUCAGCCCCAAGGUGCUCAAACGUCUGCAUUCAGACUCGGCCAGAGAGAGCAGCCCCUCCAAAGCCAAGAGGGCCGACCACAACUUUAAGGACACCUCUCCAAAGCUGUGUGAUAUCCUUCAGGUUCGUCUCAAGGGCCGUCGCACCAAUCAGCUCUCGAGCCGGCCCUCCCCUCGCGCCCUCCACCUAGAUCCGGAGUUUGUCAACACCCCUGGUGGUGCUACAGCCAGCCAGACACUAGAGCAGAGCUUGGAGACCUUCCUGGACAGAGAGGAUAAGACAAUUAACUCCGACAGUGAGGCAGGAUUAACGCCAGUCAGAGCCGUACCCCUCACACCUGGACAUCUCCACACUGAGACUUUAGUACCGGCUGGAUACCUGAUCCCAAUCUCCCAGCAUUCCCUCAUCAGCUACAAGGAAACUCAAGGAUCAGGAGGAGAAAGCAACAAGGCCCCAACUCCCACUUACAACAUCUACCAAACACCAACUGCAGCAGGAUCCCGACCUGCCCCAGCCCAGGAGAUUACACCCACCAGUGUUCGCCUUCACAGACCCGCGGCUGGUGCUGCCGACUCUCCGUGCACCGCCCAGCAGUCUCGCCGCCUCCACAGCCCCAGUCCUGCCAUCAUCAACUUCACCAUGCAGAACCUGGGUCUGAUCUCAGGCUCCAGCCCAGGAAAUGCCUUCGCUGCCCCCCAGACUCCAGAGCGCGCCAACACCCUGUCCAGCCCGUUGCCGGGCCCACUGGCUCUGCAGCAGAGAGGCAUGGUUUUCAUCAAACCCGUGUCCCCGCUGCCUGUCCAGCAGUCUGUCUCUGCACAGCCGGUGGCCCUGAUCAGUGUCCAACAGCCUCUGAUGACCACCCCCAAAGGGACAGGGCUCCCCCAGCACAGCUUCUUCCACACGCCGGUCCCCCUCUCGCCUCUGGCUGCCGUGGUAACCACUGGUGGACACUCAGGCCCCAAAACUGUUUACAUCCCUCAGAGGAAGCUGGACGUCACCACUGAAGACUCCUGAAGGAGCCUCUCUGAUGUCUGUGUUCAUGAUGUGUGUAUGGGUCUUACAUAUGUGUGGUGGAUGGGUGGGUGUUUUGUUUUUUUUGUUUUCUGUCAGUUUAGCAUUUUACAGUAUUCAUUACCUCUGAACAUUUCACCGGCGGCCUCACUGCCUUCAUUCUUAUCACAGCCAGCUCUAAAAAUAGCUGCCAUGCAGACGUCGGCUGUGGCCCAGCGAAUACGUGGGAAUUAGAUUUCAGAACAGGUUUGCCAGAUACUCAUGAACACUAUUUUCAUUCUCAUUACGAUUCUGGUAGAAACUGUUUUCAUGGGGCUUAAAUCUUUGUAACCUAUUGGAGGAGAAUUUUUUUGUUUGUUUGUUUUUUUUAGUUAAUUCUGCUCGUGGGUGUUGUAAAUACAAUUUUUUCCUUUAAAUUUCCAAGAGUAGCAAAAGUUACAUCAGUGCUAUAAACAAUACACCUGGAUCAGGUGGAUAUUUGUUUGUUUUUGUUUUUUUACUGAAAGGCAAGUUUGAUUGGAAACACUGCUGAUUGACAUGUUGUCGCCAAGUAAAACCUAACAGGAUCACUUUUGCACAUAUUAACUGUUAUCCCCUCCCCUCUUUAAAAAUGGAAUUGUUAAGAAUAUGUGAAUAUUUGUGAUACAUUCUGAGACUAAUCAGACAUUUUGAUAUUGAUUUUAUUUAUAAGGAAAUUAUCUUUGUAAUGUCCUGCUUAAUGUAAAAUGCUAAAUAAAUUUUAAUGACUUUUUUUUUUCUUAGAA
Toxotes jaculatrix (banded archerfish) is the source of this 3847-nucleotide messenger RNA. It is a transcript of the gene e2f8, whose product is annotated as E2F transcription factor 8. The record is from RefSeq and is a predicted model, not a curated record. Lineage: Eukaryota; Metazoa; Chordata; Actinopteri; Toxotidae. Gene Ontology annotation, molecular function: DNA-binding transcription factor activity, RNA polymerase II-specific; RNA polymerase II cis-regulatory region sequence-specific DNA binding. Gene Ontology annotation, cellular component: RNA polymerase II transcription regulator complex. Gene Ontology annotation, biological process: regulation of transcription by RNA polymerase II. The transcript is spliced from 14 exons. The coding region runs from base 258 to 3086 and encodes 942 amino acids.